AUGAAAUAUCUCUGGGCAAUUUGCGCCUUAUUGCUACCUCCUGUCAUAGGUGAUGAUUUUUGGUGCGAUUUCGGACGUCCAGAAAAUUCGCUCAUCACCAAUGCCGUAGUUAUCUGCCAUGUGCAUUUGAACGAUGACAUUAACGCAAGUGUGGUAUGCCCACACGAAGUAAACGACACUGAUUAUGUUUGGCAUCCUAAGCCAAGUGACGACGAUCCCACUCAGCUCAACACAUACGUGAGUGAAAGCGAUAAUUUUCGUUCAUUUCCUAUUUCGGAGGUAAUCAAAUCGGAGGCCACGAAAUCGCUCAUAUUUGCGGUAUCUGCCUUGAGCGGAAAGACGUUGGAUAUCAUCCCAAUCGAUGAAUUAGUCGCCAUUACUGAGCACCGUUUGAUAUUCAUCUGUGGACCGCGAAAUUUGGUUUUGAGUGAUACAUUGCAACGUCUCCUGGGCCGCCUUAAAUAUACCCGCGGAAUCCAAAAAGUUCCUUGGACCGCAGAAACGCCAUUGAAUCAGGAGGUGAAGAAGAUAGGGCAAGGUCUGGGUGUAUUCUUCUUGUACAGAGGUCGUGAGUAUCAACCCUUCCAGGGUUGUGGCACCCGUGACUCACCAUUGUUUGCUGCGGGCAAUGAGGUGAUUGUAGACCCCGUAACCGGAACCCGUUCGUGCGUGGUAGAUCCUAUGUCAGAAUCUCGUAUAGGGUUUGUAUGCGACGACGUUGUUGUACCAAGCAAAUGCAUGAAAUUACUCAUAGAUAAAAAUGGCACAAUGGGAGAGGCUCCUCUGCCACAUUUGUACAGCCGCUUUAAGAGAAAGUCGCCUUGGGUGAUAGCGAAAUACUUCUCUGGUUUAGCCUUACCACCCAUCGAUGGCGAAUGCCGAUGUAUGCAUUACGUAGGACAAAAGGUGAAGGCCAAAUUGAUAAUACGUACGAAAAAAGAAUACGUUUGCGACAUUGCUAGCAUGAUCAUGCGUGACCAAUUCCGCCACAUCCGUGGACAUUGGUGUUCGGUGGUACUCCACCCAGGCAGCACGUUAACCAUAAGGUUUCCACCACGGUUUGUGAAUUCUGUAUCUGCCGACAAGGAUUCCGACGGAAGUGAUGAUGAAUAUGCUCCAAGGGUACCAUUUUCUACACUGCCAUAUGUCCGUGACUACGAAAGUGAAUUCCAGCCGGAAGACUUGAUUACGCUGAGGCAACAAACGAAUUAUUAUGACCUGGAAACGUAUGAAGAAGUUUCAUAUCACAGGGCUCUUGCUGGUGACGCCCUUGAGUUGGAUGUUUCCCAGAUGGAGAGAGGGGAGGUGACGCUGAAAUAUAACGCGGGCAAACCUCUCACCAUACGAAAUGGACACAAUUCCUUUUUUUAUCAUUGGACUAUGAUAUCUAGGAAUGCGAUGAAUCCGACUAAAAUACGCGCCAUUAUCAAUGUCUCCUUUGCUUUCACUCAUAAAUAUGAUAUUGCCGGUUGCGAUCGAUCUACUCCAGGUCUUUUUAACCCAGAGAAAAGCGCACCGCACUGCUCUUUCAGGACUGUGGGCAAUGGUAUAGGCAAAACGUACGAGUGUUCUUACAGUGAGUACUUUAAUGGUUCAUCGGUUGGUAUUAACUGCGGAUCAGACGACAUUCUGAUGCCAAGUAAUUGUGAUUCUACGAUGUACGAUCUCGAUUCCAAUAGUAUUGUGCCGCUUCCUCAAUAUUUUCGAAAAACAGCGGUUAGCCCCAUUCGAGGAUUCCAAGCGUUCCUAAUUAGUUUUACCGGAACGCGCCCUGUCAGUUAUGGUUGCGUCUGCGUAGACAAACAUGGAAAAGAAACUGCCAGGAUCGUCUUACAGUUCAAUGACAAAAAAGAACGUACGUACAAAGUAAGCCGCAAUAAUGAACCACUCACGUUGCAUCCGUACUUUACGCUGCCUUGGAGUGAAGUUGGACUAGUAAGUGAAGGAUUCACACCACCAGAACAUCUAGUCUUACACAACGUGUCACAAAAGUCAAUUAUCCUGGACAUUGGUACAUCAUUAUACAUGGGUUGUGAUCCCGAUGUGCAGGUUUUUGCGAAUUAUCGGCGGAUCCAAACGGCAUGGUUUCCUACGGAGCACCAUUUAUUCUAUUAUAGCGCAAAUGAGAUGCCAUAUGGAUACGAGUUGGUACGUAAGAAGUACAACGAAUCAUUUGCUACUACUCCAGGUGCCUUGAAAGUCGUAUACGAUGACAUGUACGACCGCAAUGGAAAUGAAAAAUUAACGGUGAAAACGAGCAAGGAGGGCAUUAUCAUAUCGAAGGAUAUAACGAACACGCAAUAUGUGCCUGUAAUAUUCGUGUGCGGUAAGAGGCCCGAAGCAUCGGAUUUGUCAGACAUCAUUGGCAAACCAUCCACCUCAAAAGCGCCCUCUGAGCCCAUCCAUCAUGCCAGCUGGACUUCAAUGGGAUACACCUGGAAUGUCAUUAAAAUUAAGGUCAAAACCACUGACCCGUACAUGCAAGGCUGCGGCGUUACCUACGAGUCCACUGAGUUGUUCAAGCCUGAGACACGCAAACUCUACGAUGCAAACGGACGAGAAGUAGGUUGCAAGAUAGACCUUCAGGCUUCCGGUGAGGCGGCUUUCUACUGCCCAGCACCAUACGUCCUGUACCCACCCGGUUGCUUCAACCAAGUGUUAGUGGACGGAAAAGUUAAGUACCUUAGCGACAUCAGCCAAUCUUUGGUAGCGUCUCGGACUAAUCACUUUGUCACGCUGGAGUUCGACGGUUCUCGUAUAGGGCGCGGGGAGACUCUGCGCAUGACACCGCCCUUAGAAUGCCAAUGCGUAACCAUCAAGGGUGUCGUCCUAUCCACCAUCCAGAUUAAGCACUACUACUCCAAAUAA
Messenger RNA from Babesia bigemina, 2868 nucleotides. RefSeq lists its product as hypothetical. Lineage: Eukaryota; Apicomplexa; Aconoidasida; Piroplasmida; Babesiidae. Bases 1 to 2868 code for a protein of 955 amino acids. The transcript has a single exon. The record is from RefSeq and is a predicted model, not a curated record.